UCUUUUUUGCUAAUAUGUUGCUUAACUGGUGGGGGAGGAACAGCCAUUUCCUUACAAGGGUGUCUGGGUAGGGAGCCACCACCACUGGCUGAGUGGAGGAGAAGCAAGGCCAUCAGUCACAAGGGCAUUUGCAGAGUACUUACUGAGUCCCCCAGGCUAGCACCUUCUCUGCCAAGUGGUGAAGCUGCAGGUUAAACCAAGACCAAACUCCAAAUCUGUGAAUACCUACUUUAUCCUGUGCCGCCAGUGCUUAAAGAAUUGUGCUAAAAGUCAUCUUCCAACAUUUUUAUCUAGAAGCUGACUUGAGAUUGAGACACAGUUUAACUCUACUACACUCUAGCAGGCCCAACUGUUCCAAAUUUCCAAUGUAUAAGGGUGACUCUACAUAGUAAAAGUUCCUGUGUCUCUCUAAGGUGAUCAGUCCUGGGCAGCAGACCUGAGGUUGUACUGACCAGAGGUGAGUUCAGGGCCCUGGCUGAAGCCCAUGCUGGGCUGAGCCUCCUGCAGACAAAGGCCUGCAGAACCUCCAGAGCCCACCGUGCCCUCUCGGCUGCUUUAUAUUUAUCACCUCCCAGCAAACUGCCCAGCACGCCUCAAACUGUGUGAACACUAAAAUUAAGAUGCACCAAAAAGAGGCUGCAUCACAAAUGACACGAUGCUAAUUUUAAUCUCUCUUCUGUUCUGAAUGAGAACCUAUAAGAAAAAUGUUAAGUGAGAAAGAGCCCCUUUCUCAAACUUAAGCAGCAGACCUCUUGGGCUACUUUCUAAGUUCAUUUACAGUAGCCAAGGAGACAAAUCAGACUGCUUGGAACCAGAGAACCUGGCAGAAUAUGUGCAAUAUAAAUUAGAUAAAUCCCAUUUUGUCUCAACCAAUACUAUUUUAUAUAUGGCCUCCCUUGUCCCAGAAAGGGUUGAGGUCAGGCCUUGCCAUUUGUAUCAGCACUUGAGAGCCUUCCAGCCUCACAUGCCUGGGACUAGAGGGCCAAGGUGGGGCACCCAGGCUGCCUGACUUGGGUAGGUGCACUGCCUGGCAAACGGAGCACCAGCCUGCAAAUCCCCAGUAGCACAUCCCCUUAUCUCUAAAAUGACAGCAGCAGCAGCAACAGAUAUCUUUUACUAAGUACUACGUUGUAGGCAUGUAAAUACUCCUUAAGAAGCUGCUUACUUAACUCGCAUUAACUGUACAAUAUCAACGAUAACUACCCCAACUCUACUGCACAGAUACAGGGAUCACAGAGCUGGCAACUGGUAGAGGGAGGAUUCGAACUCAAGUCUACUCUUUAACACAAUAUUGUUAAUCAAAUAAGAUAAACGCUACAAGAGACUACAGAAUAGGGUACAAGUGCCAGGAAGAAAUCUGAUCUCAGCCACAGCGUGGCUGGCUCACUCGGCCUCUGCUCAAUAAUCAAAGACCUUGCAGGCUACGCCAGGGCUACAUUUCCACAGGUGUACAUCUUGCCUUCUAUCGUGUUUCCCAAAGGGAUGCCUGGCUCACAAAAGACCAAUUGUGAAUUGCAGUGAAUUCCUAGUAAUCUCAACCUCCACAAGGCCAAAAAAUCCCUCUUGCUCAUGAGCUCAGUAAGAGGCUACAGCAUCUGUGUGAGGAGCUUUGAUCCACGCUACCAGGCUGAAUACAACACGCCUAUGUGUCGAGGGGUACAGGGGACAAUUCAGGCUCUGAGGGAUUCCAUGGCCCGCGAAGGAUCAAAGGAAAGCUUGUAAAACGCAAGAGGGUACACGGAAGCCUGAUCUUCAAACUCUGGUCAGCUGCCACCUCUGCUCACGACGUGGGUUCCAGCUGCAGCCUCUCUGGGGCUGUCUUCCAGGAGCCAGACACCCGGCAAACCAGCAGGCAGAGGUCAGGAAUCACACAAGUUAAGACAAACAAGGACCACUGGUGUGCACCUUGAUAACCUUGCUUGAAAGGAACAGCUGGGUUUCCUAAACUACACAUGUCAGAACUCAGGCAAAGUGAGGUGAGAAAACCGCUCAACAAACCACUCCUGCUUCCUCCUGCAGGUGCUGUGGGGGCCUGCACCGUCUCCAUCACACAACCACGUUACUUGGAAGUGGACCUCACUUACAAGACUGUCACUAUCGAUUGCACCUUCUCCAAGAGUGGCUGCCCUUCGGCGCAAACAACAAGCUUGUGGUUCCGCCAUGGCGUGCAACAGCCUGAGAACCUGUGCUUGAAUGGCUGCAGAAGUGAGGCAGACAAAUUCACAGUGAGGGAAGUACUAGCCCAAAAUCAAGUUUCCCUCACCAUAAACAGAGUGACUUCAAACGACAGUGCAAUUUACAUCUGUGGAAUCGCUGUUGCUACUCAUGCACUGGCACCGGGAGCUAAGCAAACUGGAGAUGGGACCAUGCUGGUGGUGAGAGAAAGCAAGCUUCUCAGCAGGGAAGUGCGGAGCCUGCUGACGGCUCUCCUAGCAUUGCUCUCCAUCUACAUCGCUGGCGUCUGCGUCAUCUUCAUCAUCUUCUCCAAAGCAAAAUCUAACAUCCUAAGAAACAAAAAAACAAAAGAAGAUCCACAAAAGAAAAGUGCUCGGAGAAUUUUUCAGGAAAUUGCUCAAGAACUGUACCAUAAGAGAUACGUGGGCAGAAGCCAACAACCUGAGAAAGAAAACAACACUUAUGAAAACAGAAGCACACUCUCCUACUAUGAAAGACCAUAAAACCAAUGCCAUUUUCACCUAAGUCACUCAAUGUGCAACUCCAGAUUCCCUGGCAACAUUAAUGGACACAGACCAAGUAGGUCUUAGAAAGAAAUACCAAAGUUAUAAACGGACAAAACAACUGGCUGUGAGGAAAAUACCAGAGUAUAAAACACCAUAGCUGAAGGUAAUUAUGAAAAUACUGAAACUCAACAAAAUACAGCUAAAAAUAUUUUCCUAAUUUGUGAAAAAAAAAUUCUCAGCAGCCUAACAGUUUCAAAAAGUUCAGCCUAACUUUUCCAAACAUUUUUACAAUAUGCAUGCUCUGCUUGGUUCAUUCAAUGUAUGAGGUAUGUGAUGACUGUCACCCUGAGGAGCUUUAGAAGUUAAACCACCUGCUUUAAUCGUGAGUGGAAGACUUGUCGUUGUAAGUUGUAGACAGGAUGGGACAAUCAGAAUCAGCUGGAAGGGAAAAAGGGCAAGAGGACGGUGCCAAAAUUUGAGUUUGAGAAGUUCGUUCUGAAAAGUACCUCGAAGUAAAAGUCAUUUCUUCUGAUACUGUAAUGGGGCAAUAGUAUCAUGCAUAUUUUCCUGGUGCAGGAUGCCAAAUAACUUACAUCAUGCUACCAACAAAAAGUGAGAAGAGACAAAAGAAUAGAGUCAGAAGACAAAAGUCAAGAUACAAAGACUCCAAAGCUGAUUAAACAGAAAGUUCCGGGACAAAUAAGCCACAGCUGACUCUAGAUGUCAGUGUUGUGUUAAUUUACAACACUGGGGAAGGCAUGGGCAAUGCACUGACUUUACAAGGACCUCAGCAAGACUAACUUAACUGUUAAGCAACAUAGGAAGGUAUCAGAUAAGGGACUGGGUACAGCAAAGACAGUUCUGCAGUUAAUUAUCAUUUCACUAAAAAAAAAUAGUAUAGAUUCCUCUCUGAAAGCUACCUGAGUGUAAAAAUCUAAAAUAUCCAAAAGUGUGCAUGCAUCAUGAAACAUGAAUUAUAAACUAUUAUAUGUAUUUCAUUAAAAUACUUCUUUUAAACUGG
This is a messenger RNA of Oryctolagus cuniculus (rabbit), 3702 nucleotides long. Lineage: Eukaryota; Metazoa; Chordata; Mammalia; Lagomorpha; Leporidae. The record is from RefSeq and is a predicted model, not a curated record.